GUUUGUGUUGGGGGGUGUUGACUUUCACAUGACAUUGACGCUCUGGAGAUGUUGAGGAGCCGCUAAUCUCAGACUCAGUCUGCGCUCGGAGGAUUCAGCACCACUCGCUCGUGGACAGCUCCACCAGACGCUUUACAUGGACACUGAUCACAUUGGACAUACUCGUCACUAUACUGGACAUACUGGACUUAUUUUUCAUAUUGGAAGUUUACUUCUCGGAGGGAAAUUUGCGGAUACCUCACUGUACUACGCACGGACUCGUUCCCUUUGGCAGAACAUUUACAUUCACCGGUAACUGAAUCGGUCUUGGGUUCGAGCGGGUGUCUGCACGGACUGGUGCUGAAAUCAGAAACAUGGCUACAAACAACAGCAAAACCGCUGACGGCCAAGUUGUUACGGAACUCAACGAGAUCACAACUAACGACAAACCCAAAGCAGAGGACGCCAAACCAGAGAAGAAGAAAGACAUUCCGGAGAGAGAAAACUGGGCUGGGAAAUUUGAUUUUCUGCUCUCAUGUGUGGGCUACGCCAUCGGACUGGGUAACGUCUGGAGAUUUCCGUAUCUCUGCGGGAAAAACGGCGGCGGUGCUUUCUUAAUCCCAUAUUUUUUGACGCUCAUUUUUGCGGGAGUUCCGCUGUUUUUUCUUGAAUGCGCUCUUGGACAGUACACAUCCAUUGGCGGCCUUGGGGUUUGGAAACUGGCUCCAAUGUUUAAAGGUGUCGGGCUUGCAGCUGCUGUUCUGUCGUUCUGGCUGAAUAUUUACUACAUCGUCAUUAUUGCCUGGGCCCUGUACUACCUAUACAACUCUUUUACCACCGACCUUCCAUGGAAAACUUGUAACAAUCCAUGGAACACAGAAAGAUGUUACACCAACUACAGCAUUGUAGACACUACUAAUCUCACCAGUGCUGUCAUGGAGUUUUGGGAACGCAACGUGCAUCAAAUGACCGACGGCUUAGAAAAACCCGGCCAGAUUCGUGCGCCGCUCGCUAUAACGCUUGCCAUCGCAUGGGUCCUGGUCUACUUUUGUAUCUGGAAAGGAGUGAGAUGGACUGGAAAGGUGGUGUACUUCUCCGCCACCUACCCAUACUUCAUGCUGUUCAUUCUGUUCAUCCGUGGCGUGACCCUGCCCGGGGCUCGGGAGGGAAUCCUAUUCUAUGUCACUCCGGAUUUUGAGAAGCUGAAAGAGUCUGAGGUUUGGCUGGAUGCUGCAACACAGAUUUUCUUCUCGUACGGUUUGGGUCUGGGCUCCCUCAUCGCUCUCGGCAGCUACAACCCUUUCCAUAACAACGUGUACAGGGACUCUAUCAUCGUCUGCUGCAUUAAUUCCUUCACUAGCAUGUUUGCUGGAUUUGUGAUUUUCUCUAUCGUUGGUUUCAUGGCACACGUGACAAAGAGAUCUAUAGCAGAUGUAGCUGCGUCAGGUCCUGGUUUGGCAUUCUUAGCCUAUCCAGAAGCUGUGACACAGUUACCCAUCUCACCGCUGUGGGCUAUUCUUUUCUUCUCCAUGCUUCUCAUGUUGGGAAUCGACAGUCAGUUCUGCACGGUGGAGGGCUUCAUUACGGCACUGGUGGAUGAGUUCCCACGUGUGCUCAGAAAGAGGAGAGAGAUCUUUAUCGCGUGUGUGUGCGUUGUGUCCUACGCCAUCGGGCUGUCAAAUAUCACCCAGGGCGGUCUCUAUGUGUUCAAGCUCUUCGAUUAUUACUCGGCCAGUGGUAUGUGUCUGCUCUUCCUGGUCUUCUUUGAGUGCAUCUCAAUCUCUUGGUGUUACGGUGUGAAUAAGUUCUAUGAUAACAUUCAGGAGAUGAUAGGAUACAAGCCGUGCCUUUGGUGGAAACUCUGCUGGGUUUUCUUUACCCCUCUGGUCGUUGCUGGUGUUUUCCUCUUCAGUGCCGUACAAAUGGUUCCUCUUACCAUGAACAACUACGUGUUCCCUAAAUGGGGUCAGGGAGUCGGUUGGCUCAUGGCUCUGUCCUCUAUGGUUCUUAUACCCGGCUAUAUGGGCUACAUGUUCCUCAACAUGAAGGGCACAUAUAAGGAGCGCAUCAGGAUAAUGCUGCAUCCUGCAGCGGUUCAGCGAACGCAGGAGAAUGGACCGGAUCAACAGCAGCUGCAGGCACAGCAACCUGAAGAGUCAAUGCAGGAACCGCAUUCACCACAGCAACCGAAAUCACCGCAACAACCGCAAUCACCACAGCAACCGCAAUCACCGCAGCAACCCCAAUCACCACAGUCCCCGCAGCAACCUCAGUCAAUGCAGCAAGUGGACCAGACGCAACCAAAAUCUCCCCAGCAACCAGAACAACCACAGCAGCAAUCUCAGUCGCAGGUGUCAGCUGAAAAUGUUUCUUCAGCUAAACCUGCCAAUGAUGCCAAUGUCUAAAAGCAGCCCAGCAGAGAGCAAUCAAAGCUUACCAACACAGAGGACUUCCAUGUUUAUACAGUAAUAGAAUCAUCUACCUCCAGGGGUCAUACAGUACAUAAUCAAACUAAACAUACAAAAAACCUAAAGAUAAAAGCACACAGAAACUUGCAUUUGUGAAACAUACCUGCACUGUAUGUUUUCCAAAUGCAAAGAGUGUGAGUGUUAAAAAAAUGACUUGCAUACUAUGUAUUACGUGUCUAUACUAAGGUUAUACUGUGAGUUAGAUUUAAGGACUGCUUUGCAAUGCAUAAGCUAUAUCUGUGAGGUAUACACUGUUUCUAUGUUGCACUGGGGACUAAAGCACAGAGGAGAUUCGCAAAUGUCGUAAGAUUAUGUACCAUUAUGGAUCAACCAAGGUGUAUCGAGAAAGUCCUGUGCGCGAAGCACAAAACGCUUCGAAACAGCAUAACCCUUGGGUGACUCGUUACGUGUUGUGUAUCGUGUUUUUGUCGAGAGAGACUGUUACGAUUUAUUUUUAUCUCCAGAGAGGAUAAAAGAGAAAUCGCCGAAAUAUGUGACUGAAACCUUUGUAGAAUAUUUUUAGAAUGCUUUGUAAUUUAUUGUUGUGACCAAGGACCAAAAUCAUAGACCGAAGCAAAAAGUAAUCUAUGCCUGGCAGUGUGUAGUCUGUAAAGCACAGGUUACAACGCAGGGUGAACAUUUCUACUGUCGUCAACACACUAUAUAGUGUCCUGUUUACACGUCCCCUCAGGAAUAUCAAGAAAAAUUCAAUCUGAGAUAUGUCUCUGACCCAUGAGUACAUAUCAAGGCUUUGAGCCUGUCAGAAACUGAUCGUGGAAGUUUGCAUGACCAUCAGUUAAAACGUGUGCAAAAAUGUCGAAUUAGUGACCUCCUCAAAAAAAAAGUUUACAAAAGUAGAUUGUGCCAUACAUACAAAAAGUUAGUAGCAUAUACUAAAAUAUUUCUGGUCUUAUGGCCGACCCACAAGCACAAGACUAAAUAAGAGUAUAUAUGACUCCUGUGAUAGAGCAAUGAUGUUGAUGAGAGUUUUAAUCAAAGGCAGCUACGUGUGAAAAGAAUUUGGUCGUCUUAAACGUGUUUACUAAAAGGAGAUCGGUACCUACGUAAAUGUGAAAUGGCUUUGUCCUGUGAAUUUUGUACAAAUACUGCAGUUUUAUCUGGAGUUUUAUUGUAACACUGUAUGGUGUAUAACAUGUAACCGUGAAUGUCUGUAAUCCAUCAUUAAGUUCUUGUCUAAAUGUUAAAAUUGCUGUUUUGCAAUAAUAUUUUAAUCUCGGAAUCACAUCUUAUGUGAUGAGAAAUAUGUCAUGAGUAUUAAAAGGGUUUUAAAAGAAAUAGAAUUUAUGUCUCGUAAGAAAUGAUAUUGUUUUGUAUGUUUUUAACUGUUACACUGCCUAAAACAAAUGAUACAUAGGACGUGUAUUUAAAUGGUGUCAUAUGAAAAGCACGAUUGUUAUGUAAAUUGUACGAAUAAACAUGGAAAUAUUUGUAGUCUAUAAUGUGUGCGUUAAAUUCCAGUUUUUAGUAUAGAAGGUCGUUCUUCGGGAUUUUUCCAAUGUUCUUCAUGUUUUAAAGAGUACACUGUUAAAUGUCGUAGAUGUUCAAGAAUUCAACAUCUAAUGAGCAGACUGACAUAAUGAACAUCUUUACAAUACACACAUCCUGCUGAACAAACAUUGUAAAGCAAUAUGACUUUCAGUUUCUGUUGUAUUAUUAAGUUAUGAAAGAGAAAGAAUGCAUAAAAGUUAUAAAAAAGCUCAUCGGAAACAUUUGUAGUAUAGAAAAUAAAGUAGUAACUAGACAAUCGGUAAAUAUAAGUACUGUGUAGCACUGUUUACAAAUUUUCAACAAAUGCAUUGAUGUCAGUUUAAAAAAGUAUUCAGCUUACUUGGAAAUGAAGAGUUUUUGUUUGUUAUUAAUUUGAAUGUGUAAUUCACCAAACAAAUGAGUGAGAGUCAAUGAAUUAAAACGUGAAAAUAAAAUGCGAAAAUAUU
Molecule: messenger RNA, 4402 nt
Organism: Misgurnus anguillicaudatus (oriental weatherfish)
Lineage: Eukaryota; Metazoa; Chordata; Actinopteri; Cypriniformes; Cobitidae
Gene: slc6a1a
Product: solute carrier family 6 member 1a
Biological process (GO): amino acid transport; neurotransmitter transport; sodium ion transmembrane transport
Cellular component (GO): plasma membrane; axon; cell surface
Molecular function (GO): gamma-aminobutyric acid:sodium:chloride symporter activity
Source: RefSeq, a predicted model, not a curated record